Acanthosepion pharaonis is the source of this 1014-nucleotide messenger RNA. The record is from the annotation of a GenBank genome assembly. Lineage: Eukaryota; Metazoa; Mollusca; Cephalopoda; Sepiida; Sepiidae.
AUGCUUUUUUUGUUUCUCUUUUUCAUUUCUUUUUCAUUUCUCAGUUUUCGUUCUUUCAUCUUUCUAUUUUUUCUUUCUUUGUUACUUAUUUCUCACACAUUUGUUUCUCUUUCUCAUUUCUUUGUUUUAUUCCUAUUUUCUUAUAUUUUUCUUUCCUUCAUUUCUUACUAUUUCUGCUUUGUUCAUUUCUUUGUUUUUCUCUUCUUCAUUUUCUCAUUUGGUUUCUCUCUUUUUACUUCAUUUUCUCUUUCUCUUUUCACUUUCUUAAUCUUUACUGUCUCUCUCUUCCAUAUUUUAUUCUGCUUCUCUCUCUCUCUCUCUCUCUCUCUCUCUCUCUCUCUUUCUCCUUCAUUUCUUUAUCUGUAUCGUCAUCACUUAAUAAUUAAAAUAUCUCUUUCUCAUGAAAUUUCACUCUUUUUCAAUUCUUUCACCCACUCUCACUUCUAUACUUUCUCUUUAUUUUUGUUCUCUCUCUUUCUCUUUUCUUUAUUUUUAUUUCCUUCACUUUCUCAAAAAAUCUCUCAUCCAGUUUUUAUUUUUCUUUUUUUCUCUUUAUUUUUCUUUCUCUUUUAUUUCUCUUUUCUCUUUUUCUUUUUUUUUUAUUUCUCUUCACUUUCUCCUCAAAAAAUUUUUUUCUCUUCUCAUCCAGUUUUUAUUUUUCACUUUUUUCUCCCCUUCUCAUUUCUCUUCUUUCUCUUUAUUUCUCUGUCUGUUCCUCUCUUUUUCACUUUUUUCUCCCCUUCUCAUUUCUCUUCUUUCUCUUUAUUUCUCUGUCUGUUCCUCUCUUUUUCACUUUUUCCCCUUUUUUCUCCUCUCUUUAUUUCUCUGUUUUCCUCUACAUUUUUUCUCUUUCAUUUCACUUUCCUUUAUUUCUUUUCCUCUCUGCUUCUCUCAUUACUCUUUUAUUACUCUGUUUUUUUCCUCUAUGUUCCUCUCUGCCAAUUCAUUCUCUCCCUAAGCGAUGAUCACCUUCUUCCCCCAUCACUGUUCAACCUGAUCAACACACCUGUCUGA